Molecule: messenger RNA, 1755 nt
Organism: Mesorhabditis belari
Lineage: Eukaryota; Metazoa; Nematoda; Chromadorea; Rhabditida; Rhabditidae
Source: the annotation of a GenBank genome assembly
AUGGAGACGAUACGCCGUUUUCAAAGCUCUUGCUAUGAUUUUGGGAGAUCGGUGGUAGAAUGGCGAUCACCUCUCACCGCUCCCUAUCUCAUGCUCAUUAAUUCGGCUUUUUGGGCGACUAGUCUUUAUGCUGAUCGAAUGACUCAACUUCAAGCACUUCUUUCAUUUUCCGCAUUCGUCUUUGGAUGGGAUGUUUUAUUGUCACCGACUCACGAAAGAAACAUUGCAACGCAUAUGCUCUUUUGGCCUGUGCAAUCAUUGUGGCGGACAUUUGGCGUUUCGUUGAAUCUCUACAGUGCUCACGUGCUACGAGUCGGACUUGCUGAACGAGCUUUCUGCUCAGCCUAUUGUGCACUGGCAUGUCUCUUGAUAAAUCCUGUUUGGAACUAUUAUGAUACAAAUCAAAAAAUCGCCAACACCAUCACGUACUCAGGAAAACAGGUGUAUGCUUUUUUACAAAAGGCGGUCAUUCAACCGUUUCUUGUGGUUGCUAGGGCAAUCAAGUACGUCGUUUGCUUUCAAUUUGUGCCACCAAUGUUGGCCGCGAUUCGGCAAGCUUUUAGCUCGACGGGUGGUGGGAUUAAGGGUCUAUGGAUGGCUUUCUAUUCGUGGAUUUGUGCCGGUUUAGUCGCCAUUGCUAAAUGGUGGCGAACAUGCGUUUUGACACCAAUUGGAAACGGUUUCCGAAAACUCGGCCAAUUUCUUCGCUAUUGGCUUUGUGCUCAUUGGUGGCCUGACUUUUGUGCAUGGAUGAAAUUGAAGUUCGGUCGCCCACUACAAAGGCUUUUCAAUUAUGUUUGUUUCUGUUUGGUUUACGUCGUUUGUGGGCACUGGAUUCGACCAGUUUCACGUUUUGUUUGGAAAUACCUUUGCGUGCUUGGAGGGUUUCUUCAUCGAAAUGUGUUGACACCGAUGAAAAUAAAACUAUUGGAAUGGGGACACGAGGUGUCAGUGUUGACAAAGCGACUUCUUCAUCAAGCCGCUCUCGCCAUUCGAGAUUCAGUUAUUUGGCCAAUUUGCUUGGCAAUAGUUGACGCUGGGAAACAGGUGUAUGCUGUUAUUUAUCGAACUUUUAUUCAGCCAGUGAUCGACUAUUUUUAUGUGCGAUACAAGAAAAUCGAAGAUGUUGCCUACAUCUAUGUUCUUGGUCCAGUGUGUGAGAAAGUGAUCAAAAACAUUCCGGAAAAGUCGCCAUUCUGUGAUGACUCUGACGAGGAACUAGAAGGACUACUGCCUGAAGAGUUCAGCGGUGAUGAGGAGGAGAUUGUAACUCCCGCAACUCCGGCGGUAGCACCAGUUGCCCAGGAACCACCUCUUCGUCCCUCUGUAUCACAAACAAUACGCAAACCAGUGGAACUUCCAAUUCAAACACAAAAACCAGUUGAAGUUCAAAAGCCGGUGACACCGAAGAAAGAGAAGCAGAACGAGGUUCCCGAAGAAGAGGACUUGCUACCAGAUCUUGAGUUUGAAAAUGACGACGAUGAUCACGAGUUUGCGAUUGGCUUGUCAUUUCCGGCAAUUCAUGCAAGCGAGAGUUCAGACGAGGAGUUUGAUCUGAACAAGGGAGCUCCUCGAGUGAGACGUCCAAAAAAGCCGAAGGUAUUGCGCGUGAAAGAAGAAGAGCAUGUGAUUGAAGAAGAAGAGCUUGUACCAAAGAGACGAAGUCAAAAGCCUCGUGCGGUUUUGACUCAAUCGGAGCCCAUAUCUCAACCCCAGAAGCCCAUCAAUCCCGAUGAUCAUUUUGAGCUUCUAGGA